AUGUCCUCCCGUACCGCGUUUGACGUAGUCACAAGGGCCGCUGAAGAAGAGGCCGCACAGGCAGCAUUUCACAAGUCCGCAAUUGAAUCUUGGACACUCUAUUCAAUUGGAGUUGCCGCGACUAUACUCAGGACAUACGCCCGAGGAAACGCCGUGGGCUUGAGGAAUCUGCGAGCCGAUGAUUACCUUGUCUGGGUUGGGAUUUUGUUUUACACCGCGCAGACAGCUCUUGCAUACAGCGUGGGCAAUGUUGCCCAUGGCCUAGCCAAUAAUGGUAUGACAGAUGCCCAGCGCGCAGGACUGUCUCUCGAUGAUCCCGAAUACCGAUAUAGGGUGGACUACAUACUCGGCGUUGAUCUGGUCGCUCAAGCUCUCCAUGCUGGCAUUUUACGUUCGACUGACGGAUGGUCUUGGCCGGCGUUAUCGAGUCCCAGUGUAUGUUGGCUUCGCCCUCGUCAUCGGCACUUUUAUAGCGAGCAUUAUAUCUGCCAAGCGGCUAUCUCCAAGCCAAUAGUCUGGGUGUCCUUCGCAGCAAACAUCAGCACCGAUCUUUACUUAAUUACGAUCCCAAUCCCAGUACUAUGGAGCACUAAGUUGAAACUGGUGAAGAAGAUUGCUUCUACAAUUGUACUCAGUGCCGGCGUGUUCGUUCUAGUCUGCGCCACCCUGAAGAGUGUCUUCGUUCUCGUAGACCCCCUCCACGGCGCAGAACUAAGCGGCGCAUGGGGUACACGAGAGACAUUCGUCGCAGUGAUAACAACCAAUCUACCCAUGAUAUUCCACUUGUUCAAAUCCUGGCUCGGGCGCGUUUACGGCAGUGCAUUCAACUCAAACCCGACAAACAAAUAUCCCAGUGAUUUCCAGACUAUUGGUGGUGGGGGUGGUGACUCCCGGAGUCGGAAUCGUCGGAAGCCCUCUAGUGGGUACCCUACAGCGGGGACCCUCACAUUGACCGAGAGUGAGGAACGAAUGGUGGGCGACGUCAAGAUGCAGAACCUGAAGACAUACCCUGCGUCUCCAACCGGGACUGUCGCAAGUAGUAUCCUGGUCUCGAAUCGGAUUGAGGUGACCCACGAGGACAGAAGCCGUCGAAAUAGCGAGCUGGAUCCGGACCGGUUGCAUGAGACCUGGUAG
This is a messenger RNA of Aspergillus oryzae RIB40, 1134 nucleotides long. RefSeq lists its product as uncharacterized. NCBI's taxonomy places the organism in Eukaryota, Fungi, Ascomycota, Eurotiomycetes, Eurotiales, Aspergillaceae. The transcript is spliced from 6 exons. Bases 1 to 1134 code for a protein of 377 amino acids. The record is from RefSeq and is a predicted model, not a curated record.